Molecule: messenger RNA, 4863 nt
Organism: Amoebophrya sp. A120
Lineage: Eukaryota; Dinophyceae; Syndiniales; Amoebophryaceae
Source: the annotation of a GenBank genome assembly
AGAUGAUAAAGAAUGUGCCCCAGCCAGUUAGCAUGAGAAAGGAAUCAUGACUCCGCGUCAGCAAGCUACAGUCGCUGGGUGGCUCAGCACCUGCAUUAGCACCUGCUCGCAGUACAACUAACAUGUAAAAACUUUGGUCGGUUGUCGGCCCUGGUUGGGUGUGACUUCAUCGUCCCUUCGGUCGUCUUGAUUAAGGGGGAUUGCGCCAACACCAUUUCACGCUCAUCACCAUGCAUCUCUUUAUGUCCGAAGUGAUCCAGGGCGACGACGAGGCCCCUAGCACAACAGCACCAGUACCAGGCCCGCAUGACCGCCCCGCCCGGAACAGCACAACUAGCACCUCGACCGCAGCUUCUGGCAAUAAUUACGCUGCUGGUGCUGGUGCAGCAACGAUGAACAGUGGUGCAGAGAAUUCAGCAUCACAGGCUCCUGCCAGCAGCUCAUCGUCCACAGCAGCGACAAAUAAUCCGGAUUCAACAUCCCUCACCCCCGAGCAGCUCCAGCAAAAUGCAGAAUUGCAGCAGAAGAAGCUUUUCCAGAUGGAGCGGCGGAUCCACAGGGAGAGAUCCCGGGUGAUCUACGCAGUAUGCAUUGCAAAGCUAUCAUACUACGUACAAAUUGCAUCACAAAUUUUCUCGAAAGAGAAAAUGAAACUUGUAAUGCUGAUUCACCUAAAAAGGGACAUUUGUCAUGCAUGAUUGCAAUUGCUGCGGGUGCGAUACUUUUGCACAGGAUACGCAGAAGAUCUGCUCUAUUUCGUCGAGGAGCAGGGCCGGAUGCAGACGCAGUAUAUCAACUGCAAAAGUGUCUGGGUCUGGAAACUUGUGAUGCAAAAAGUGGAUGAUAGCCGGACUGCAAUACGCAGCUAUGCAUCACAAAUUUUUUGGCUGCCGUGUCUUACGUAUUCCGCAUGGCAAGCUGCGUUUUUGCAUGACAGGUAAGAGGGUCUUUCCGUGCCUAUGCAACACAGAUUCUCGAAUCAUGCCAGACAAGCAUGACAAACUUGCACUCUUCCAGACCCAGACAUUUUUACAUUUGAUACAGUACUGGGCGACGCAGUGCGACAAGCGGGACGCGAGCAUCGAGUUUCUCAUGCUGAAGCUGAAAGAGAAGGAGAACAGCUGCCGGACGUUUGUUCGAAUUGCGGGAGACGCAAGGAGAAGCGCCGGAGGUGCAGCAGGAGCAGCUGGGAACAACAGCAGUACAACUACAGGCGCGUUGAGCCCGCUACACCAAGGUGGAGCAUCUUCUAGUGCCAGCACCACCGGCCGCCUUUCCGUCGAAGAGCUCUAUGAGGGCCAAGCGCCGUCAACUCCCCAGUUGAGAAGAGAAACCAUGAACAUCAACUACCUGAAAGCAGACGGAACGGUGACCACCCGAAAUCUUCCAAACGCCGAGGUGUUUUCACCUAGUAUGAAAAAUCAGGCUGGCUAUGGUUUUGCUCUCUCCCCCGGAAGAGGACAACAAGGACAGCAGCACGCAUUUUCCAUACCCUCAAUAGAUUCCUCUGAAGAUCUGUCAGGUCAGAAUCGAUAUCCAGUGCAAAAGUAUCGUACUCGUAGUAAUUGCAUUUAUGCAUUACAAAUUUAUUUCUCAAGGCAAAUCAGCAUUACAAACUCAAUUUGUAAUGCUGGGCUAAUUUGUAAUGCAAUUAUAUACUAGUACGAUGCUUUUGCAGCUCAUAAUCGAAUCCCCGGCGUCGGCGUACCACCAGAAGCUGCAGUUUUGGCCGAGGGUGUGCGUGUGAGCAGUAGAAGAAUGCUGGACCAUAGCGGGGGCUCGACAUCUUCCUCUUCCAGUCGGGCGAAACAAACGAAAAAUGCGAUUGCAGCAGUGUACAAUGGAGCGGCUUCGUCCACUAGUGCUACUGGUCAGCAAGAUCAACAGCAAAGUACUUCUGUGAUCCCGCAUGUUACCAGAAGUAGCAACUCCUCGGCAUCUUUAUGCAUUGCAAAAGUAUCGUACUCGUAGUCGUAAUCGUAUAAAUGCAUUACAAAUUUCCCCAGCAUGAGAAAUAUAAUUUGUCAUGCGGAUUUACCUCAAAGAAAAGAUUUGUAAUGCAUGACUGCAGUGCGAAUACAAUACGAUACUUUUGCACAGGAUAAUCUUCCAACUCCGACAACGACCGAUCGGCGAGUUGGCUGCCUACGGAGAUUAUCAAAUGCAAAUAUGUCUGGGUCUGGAAGGAUGCAAGGUUUGCCAUGCUUGUCUGGCAUGACUGAAGAGUUUGUGAUGCGUGUUCAAGAAGAGACCCGCUCGCUUGUCAUGCAAAAACGCAGUUUGUCAUGCGCGAAAGGCAACACUAAGCCGCGCAAAUAUUUCUCAUGCUUCGCUGUGCAUUACAGAGCAUUCACUAUUCACAACCCAGCAUUACAAAAUUCCAGACCCAGACAUAUUUGCAAUGCAUAGAGAUCACUAAUUUCGUCUCAGACGCGACAUCCGAAUUUCACUCUUUAGUGCAGGAAGCAGCUGGCUUGGUCACUGGAGAUGGCGGCCUGACAUCUGACGCGAACAAGUCGGAGGGCGGUGGAGGCUCGUUGUUGCAGCAGAUAGCGGGGUCCUACGACUCGCCCGACCUGCUGACAAAUCAACGGCCUGGAAUGUUGACAAACGCAAACAAUUUCCAAGACUUGUCCGAGGGAGAUGCGAUCAUUGGCGACGGGGUUUUCCCAACGAACACGGGAAGCUCUUCAGCUAGUGUGCCUAUGGAAAGGACACCUGAACAACUUCGAGUGUCGCCGCAAGUUGUGGCCGCGCAAGGAGAACUACGGCAACAGCACCAGUUGUCGCCAGUGGUGCCAUUGCCAGAUCCUGGAGCUACUCCUGCGAGUGCAGCUUCUUCUGCUGGAAAUUACAAGAGCGGCGUGAGUUCUCCAUCGCAGGUGGUCAACAGCCCAGGCGCAGGUAGCACCGUCGCCCCCUCUUCACAAAACGCAGGUGGUGCUGCAGCCACAACUACAGAAGAUGAAGGUGGAGACACGAGCACUACUGCAUCUACCGUAUCGCAGGAGAAAGUGUUAACGUUAACGGAAUUUGUGAUGCAGCAAUGCAUCACAAAAAAACGUGCCAAAAUUUGUAAUGUAUAGCAUGCAUGUUCGGCUACAUUUGUGAUGCAUGACUGCAAUCUAUGAAAAUCGUUAACGUUAUACACUUUUUCUUGUGAUACACCGCGACGAGAAAUCAGAAUCAACAGCUUUAUCACCGAGUGGACAACCUACUCCAGAACAACGACCCAUACCGAGAUGAAAACCCGGAUCACCAACUGGACGGAAACAAUUACUCCGACUCGACGACCAGCACCAACCUCCCCACGACGGCUGCUGGGAUGCAACGACUAUUCCAAUUCUUCGUGGACGAAGACUGCGAGAUCAUCGACAUGAACGAGUUGAAGUGCGUGCAGAUUCGGUACGACGAAAUUAUCCUGAGUCCAAACGUACCCACACCAGAGUCAGGAUGGGGAAUCUGCUAGACAAAUCAGCCAGCUUUGGUUGUUUGGCAUGACAAGUUUGUCCGCGUUGUGUAGUGCUGUUUGAGCUAGUUUAGCAGCAUUACAGAUCUAGUAUCUCGUGCUGAUUGGAGCAUGACAAAUUUCAAAACCGCGCUAGAAAAUGCUUCUCAUGGGGCUCCGCAUGAGAAACAUUUUAAGCAUGCAGAGUUGCAUGACAACUAUGGUGUGGGUACGUUUUUACUCAGGAUAGAAAUGACGAAGAAAUUAGCACAACUGCAAGAAGAGAACCGGCAGCAAAAGAUGUGCAUGGCUAGUCAGCAAGUGAAAAUAACCGGGCUGGAGGCAACCGUGCAAGCGCAGGAGAAGAUCGUGCAGAAAUUGCACGUGGAUCUAGAACAGGUGGUGAACAAUCGGAAUAGUUCGGUUGGAUCUGGCUUCUCCUCGCCUGAGAAGAAAGAAGGCGCAAGCAAUAAACCGUCGUCCGAGGACACAGCAGGAGGACCACUACAACAAGCUCCACCAGCUGUGAAUCAGUUAGCUCAGUCCGCUUCUGCAGCUGCAACAGGAACAACGACCGAGCAUAAGUCGUCCAGUUCUGCUGAGAACCUCCUUACCAAGCAGGACAGCAUGACAAACACCACAAGAAAGUUCCACCAGGCAUAUGGCGAUUUGCGCCACAAUAUCGAAUGCAAAAGUGUCUGGGUCUGGACAAAGGGAAGUUUGUCAUGCUUGUCUGAGAUAAAGAUCAAUCUCAAGUCUGUCAUGCACAUUGCCCAAAAGCCCUACUUUUCUGUCAUGCAGAAGCUCCCUUUGUCAUGCAGAAAAGCCAAGACUGUAGCACCUCCAAAACUUGUCAUGCUUGCCAGGCAAUUGAGGCGUCCUCGUCCUUCUCCACCAGCAUCACAAGUUUCCAGGCGCAGACAUUUUUGCAUUUCAUACACAAGCUCGACGACUACCUCUACAUCGAGGAAUUAGAACGCGAAGUUACCACUUGCCGUGCCCAGCUCCACGAGCACGAGAUGCGGGUCUUACGGGAGGCGAAAAGUGGCAGCGGGGGGGCCGCGGGGUUGUCAUCCGGUCAACCAGGAGAGGAUCAGAACCAGUGCAUUUGGAAAGAACAACUCGGGAUCCGGACCACGCAGUUGGAGCGGUUGAGUCGGCAGCUGGACCAGACGCACAACGCGUUGUUGUCGCAGAUUGACGAGAAUAAGUUGCUGGUGAAAGAGAAGAACGAAUUGGCCAGAAGGCUGACGGCGUGGCGUUGAAAUAGUAAUCGAAGAGGCCGCGACCACAGAGUACUUUACACAAAGUGGAUGAAAAUCGGGUGAUUGGCAGACAGCGGGUGAUAGAAACUGUCUGUUCUUGCGUUUGUCAGUAGGUGGAACGUCGUCAUUGAGCUUCAUUUUUCAUUUGAU